AUGGCCAUCAAGAAGAGACAGCAAUACGAGGAGUCCGAAUCAGAGCAAGAAGAAGAGUAUACGUAUGCUAAUGAUAGCCAAGAUGAAGAUGAUGAAUUAGAACCAAGUGAAGAGGAAGAGGAAGAGGAAGAGGAAGAGGAAGAAGAAGAGGAAGAAGAAGAAGAAGAGGAAGAGGAGGAUGAAGAGGAAUACAAGGCAGCACAACUAGCAAAAAUUAAAAGAGAUCUGGCGCAUGUUUCUUUUGAGCAACUGGCUGAUUUGAAAGGGAAGAUGGGAGAGAAAGGAUUUGUGAAAGACGAAAAGAAAAAGAUAUCCAAAGAUCAGAUUUUGAAGGAUCUGAAAGGUGCAGUUGGUAAAUUGAAAAAAACCAACAGAGUAAAGUUGACAAAGCAAGAUAUGAAGAGAGAGAGCAAACACAGACCUAUGGAAAUCUCAUCCAAGCGCGCAGUGGGUCGUCAUAGAGAUGUUGUGCAGUUGCAAGCCGAGAAACGUCGUGAUCCCCGCUUUGAUAGACUUUCGGGUCAAUUGAAUCAAGAUCUAUUUGAGAAAUCGUACAGUUUUUUGAAUGAUUACAAGAAAUCAGAAAUGGAAAUGUUGAAAGAAAGCAUCAAAAAGGAGCAGGAUGAAGAGAAACAAGAGCACAUGAAGGGCCUUUUGCUAAAAAUGGUGUCAGCAGAUAAGCAAGAGCAAGAGCGAAAGAGAAAGCAAGCCCUAUUACGAGAUAGAAAGAAGCAGGAAUCAGAGUUGGUCAAACAGGGUAAAACACCCUAUUUCUUGAAGAGAUCCGAGAAGCGCAAGCUUGAUUUGAUGGAUAGAUACGAGAAACUGGGCGCCAAGAGUGUUGAUCGCAUCUUGGAGAAGCGUCGCAAGAGAAACACAACAAAGGACAGAAAGCAUUUGCCAUUCAACAAGAGAAGAUCAGCAGCGGAGUGA
This is a messenger RNA of Mucor velutinosus, 933 nucleotides long. RefSeq lists its product as uncharacterized. Gene Ontology annotation, biological process: maturation of SSU-rRNA from tricistronic rRNA transcript (SSU-rRNA, 5.8S rRNA, LSU-rRNA). The coding region runs from base 1 to 933 and encodes 310 amino acids. Lineage: Eukaryota; Fungi; Mucoromycota; Mucoromycetes; Mucorales; Mucoraceae. Gene Ontology annotation, cellular component: nucleolus; 90S preribosome. The transcript has 6 exons. The record is from RefSeq and is a predicted model, not a curated record.